AUGACCUGGGAAGAAAAGAAAAAAGACAAGGAACUGAAACUAUUGCAUGGCAUGUUCAAGAAAACCAGAAACAGCCGGUACACAUCAUUUGUGGGCUUAUUCCCUCUUUUGUCGAGAACACUACCACUGGUUAAGGUGGAAGAGAUAUCACAGACAAUUGAUUCACAGAACUUUACAGUCCAGAACUCUGUCCUGUUUUCUGGACCACUGGCUACCACUUCUUUUAGCACCAACGCAAAAUUUGAAGUCCGAAGUCCAAAGCGGGUUCAGGGAAUAUUAGAGAACUUCUUUUGGAUGGGAAGAACGAUAACACAGCAUAAAGAAAAUGUGGAGCUUCUAGGACAGAGGAUUGAUCUUACUCCCUUCAAAGGCAUACUCACCUCGGUUCAAGACACAGCUUCAUCUGUAGUAAAGACCAUCUCCAACCGCCCGCCAUUGAAAUUCAACAUCCCGAGCAACACCAAUGCAGAAUCGUGGUUACUCACCACAUACCUUGACGAAGAGCUUCGGAUUUCAAGAGGAGACGCAGGGAGUAUAUUUGUACUCAUCAAAGAGGGAGCUCACUCUUGUUACCUUGAACAACUUCCAAAAGAGGAGCUCUGGAUUGACAUGUCGAAGUAUUGUUUGUAA
Thlaspi arvense is the source of this 630-nucleotide messenger RNA. The record is from the annotation of a GenBank genome assembly. Lineage: Eukaryota; Viridiplantae; Streptophyta; Magnoliopsida; Brassicales; Brassicaceae.